AUGUCUAAAAGGAUCUGUGAAGCAGGAUUGAGAUGGGACAGUCUGCUGAAGGAGUGCAUGCCCCUGGACAUGAGGCAAAGACGACCAACCACCACUGAACCGCUCAUCACAGCACUGGUCCCGCAGAUACACACGGCCGCUGUGGAGCAGACAGCAGGGGUUCAGCCGGCUCUGUGGCUCCUGGUGCUGCUGGCAGCUCUGGGCUCCAUCCUGACUCUGCUCCUUUGGCUCUUCUUAUACAGAAGACACUCACGACGUUUGACUGGGGAGGAACCAGCAGAGCCAGAACCUCUCAAAAGAGACCCACCAGCCACAAACUACAACCUGGCCCCAUGUGGCCCAUGUCACACUGGGCCACACACUGGGCUCCACACUGGGUGCCACACUGGGUGCCACACGGCCCCUGUAUGGCGCUCCGGAGGCGGAGGUCACAGCCUGAUGGAGCAUGAAGACAGAGACUGGUGUGGACUCACAGGUUCUGCUGUGACACAGGAAACUGUUCCACUUCCAACCACUAAGCUGGUCACCACCAAAACUCUUUGA
Messenger RNA from Knipowitschia caucasica, 543 nucleotides. NCBI's taxonomy places the organism in Eukaryota, Metazoa, Chordata, Actinopteri, Gobiiformes, Gobiidae. The record is from the annotation of a GenBank genome assembly.